GUGUUGUUAUUGGUGUGUGGGUCCGUCAGUGUGUGAGUGACUCAGUGCGGGAGGACGUGCUCAUAGUGAUGGUGAUUAGUUUGUAAUUAACACUAAACAAUGUCUAAUGCAGCACCGCCCAGGAGGACCGGGGCGAUGAAGAUACGUCUUACAAUUCUCUGCGCCAAGAAUUUGUCAAAGAAGGAUUUUUUCAGUUUGCCGGACCCGUUCGCCAAGAUCAGCGUGGAGGGCUCUGGCCAGUGUCACUCUACGGACACCUGUCGCAACACACUCGACCCCAAGUGGAACCAGUACUAUGACCUAUAUGUUGGUAAGGGCGAUGGCAUUACGAUCAGUGUUUGGAACCGUCGCAAGAUCCACAAGAAGGCUGGUAGCGGCUUCCUGGGGUGCGUCCGUAUCGUGGCCUCUGCUAUACACAGGCUCAAGGACACUGGCUACCAAAGACUGGACCUAACACGAAUUGGUCACGACGACUGUGAACCUGUGCGGGGGCAAAUAGUGGUGUCUCUAAUGUCAAGGGAUGGCAGAGGAACUGGCUCCCAUAAUGCUGUUGUUGACACAUUGGGAAAUCUCUCUUCGCCAGAUGACCUGCCCGAGGGCUGGGAGGAGAGGCGAACUACUACUGGUCGUUUAUAUUACGUAAACCAUCAUGACCGCACUACCACCUGGGAGCGACCAACAUUACCGGCACACAUAAUAGUGGAGCGCAGACGGCGUGACAAGACGUACGUGUGUCCAUGUGCCAUCUAUGUCUUCCUCUCGUCUGUCUUCUCCUGUGUUGCUCCCAAGACCUGCAACUCCCCUCCCUGCUCCUCUGAUUGUCCCUCAUCCUCGGGUUCUCCAAACUGUGCCAGAGAUUCUAGUCAAGCAUGCCCCUCAUCCUGUGCUUCUUCCAGCUGUGUAGGAGGCUAUAGUCACAUUCAACCUUCUACAUCCUCUUCCUUAGAUCCUAACUGUUGUGUAGUAUAUCACAAGUCUUCUACUCACAUACCCAACCAACCUACACUAUCAUCUGCACCAGUCCCCUGCAUAGUUGGCUGUAAUGAGGCCUGUCCUCCCUACACUGCCCCUGGCUCUCCCUGCACUCGGCCCUCCCCCUCUUCUCGGUGUGACCCAGCAUCGACCUCACGACACAGUGCCGCGUGUUGCAGGCCAGGUGACACAAGCAUUCUGGGUUCUCCGAGCAGACAUUCCACUUCAUCCAACACCAUUGCUGCGAGCACAGCUUCCACCACGUCGCCAGUUGGAGGAAAUAUAGUUCUGAGCAAUCCCAAUACGAGUUCUUCAGACAUACCACAGGAAGGAACACCAGGUAGAAGGGAUCCCAGGGACAGGGAGCACAGGAGGAGUAGGGCAGGAAGUGUAGAACGGGUUAGUCAGCGAGAUGCCGGUGAAUCUAGACGAAAUCCAGAUUCAGUUCGGAGACGAUCUGCACGACAUCGACAUUACCUUUCCCGCAACCAGCUUCAUCAACCACCAGAUCUUCCCGAUGGUUUUGAAAUGCGAACCACACAGCAGGGCCAAGUAUACUAUUACAACAUUCACACUGGAACGUCCACCUGGCAUGACCCCAGAGUGCCUCGUGAUUUAGGCCAGGUCAACAUCGAUGAGAUAGCACCUCUUCCAGGAGGAUGGGAACUGAGACACACUCCGAGUGGCCGGCCUUACUUCCUGGAUCACACUAACCGCACAACACAGUUCACUGAUCCUAGGCUCUCUAAUAGUCAUAUUCUCAACAACAUUCUCAGGAACCGCAGUGAGGGAAGUAAUCGAACAAGUAUAAUAGAAACGGGAAGUAACGGUGAUACUAGAAGCCAUAUGAAUAUUGACAGUUCUGUGUCUAACAGCAGUGUUCCAAAUAAUAGAAAUAAUAGAUCCUCUAGCAGUAGAAGAAAUAGCUCGUCUCGAAGUAGAGGGCCGUCUCCCGAGUCUAACAUACCAGGAGAAACUAUUCCCAAUAUUGUGCCUAAUAGCGAAGAACCAAAUAGCUCAAUUGUUAAUGGUACUGCAGGUAGCCCAAGUGUUGCACCCACUAGCAUUAACACUAGCAACAAUAUAGGCAGUGAAGGAAGUGGGGUGACUACUAGUGCAGACAGCAGUAACACAGUGGUGCUCCAGAAUAACAGCACCAACCUACAAAUAAGUAGUAACAAUAAUAUGUCUGGGUCCAAGGAGCCAGCAGUGAUAGAUGUGGAGGCUGACUGUCUGCCUAAGUAUAAGCGUGAUUUAGUUGCUAAGAUGAAGGUAUUGAGAGCAGAGUUGCAGUGUCUUCAACCUCAGAGUGGUCACUGUAGGUUGGACAUUCCACGUGGUGAAGUCUUUGAGGAAUCUUAUAGACAAAUCAUGAAAAUGAGACCAAAGGACUUGCGCAAGAGAUUAAUGGUGAAGUUUAAAGGAGAAGAAGGACUGGAUUAUGGUGGUGUUGCUCGUGAAUGGUUGUACCUUCUCUCUCACGAGAUGCUCAACCCCUACUAUGGUUUGUUCCAGUAUUCCAGGGAUGACAUCUACACUCUCCAAAUUAAUCCAGACUCCAGCGUUAACCCGGAGCACUUGUCAUAUUUCCAUUUUGUCGGCCGUGUGAUAGGGAUGGCAAUAUUUCAUGGGCACUACAUUGAUGGUGGCUUCUCCAUGCCAUUCUACAAAAUGUUGCUGAAUAAACUCAUCAUUCUUGAUGAUAUCGAAGCUGUUGAUCCGCAUCUUCAUCGUUCGCUUAAUUGGAUGCUGGAAAAUGACAUCACAGAUGUCAUUGACAGCACUUUUACUGUUGAGCACGAGAGCUUUGGUGUUCUUCAGAUGAGAGAACUGAAGACGGGGGGUAGUAGCGUGGUGGUCACAGAAGACAACAAAAAGGAAUAUGUUAGGUUGUAUGUCAACUAUAGAUUUAUGCAGGGUAUUGAGCAACAGUUUGCAGCUCUUCAAAAAGGCUUCACUGAAGUUGUCCCACAGCAGCUGUUGAAGCCUUUUGAUGAACGAGAACUAGAACUGAUCAUUGGCGGUUUAGGAAAAAUAGAUAUUGAAGAUUGGAAAGCCAACACAAGACUCAAGCACUGCACUCCAGAAACACCUGUGGUUGGGUGGUUCUGGCAGAUAGUUGACUCAUACACUGAGGAAAUGAGAGCACGACUGCUGCAGUUUGUGACGGGAUCAUCUCGUGUGCCACUACAAGGCUUCAAAGCUCUGCAGGGCUCUACUGGUGCUGCAGGACCCAGACUUUUUACCAUUCAUCAAAUUGAUGCUCCAACAGAAAACCUGCCAAAGGCACAUACGUGUUUCAAUCGCAUUGAUCUUCCCGCAUACGAGUCACAUAGCAAGAUGCUGGAGAAGCUUACCCAGGCUGUAGAGGAAACCUGUGGGUUUGCUGUAGAGUGAGUUAUGAGUGUAAUACCAAUCUUUUAAAAAGAGGCAUGAAAUUAUUUGUGUAAAGUAUAUGACUCGUGUUUAUGAAUAAAAUGUGAUAAAUAAUAUCAAAACAAAAAAUAUUUUGUGAAACAGUUUACAUAUGAAGACAAUGACUUGAGUAAUCCUACUAAUGAUAAUAUUGAAAUAUUUAGUGAAAUAUUUAGUCAUUAGUAUCCCUUUUUUUAAAUUUAAAGUAAAAUGGUGUUAGUCAUUUUUUUAACUAUCAACGUGCAAUUUGUUUUAAGAUAAUUUGAAGUUAAUUUUAAUAAAUAUGAAUUUUAUUUAUCUUUUAUGAUGUAUAAACAUUUAAUGCGUGCUAUUAUUUUUUAAAAUUUGAAGUCUUCACAAAAACUAAAUGUGGAAUGUAAAUAAAUGACAAAUAGAAGUUUUAAAAACAAGUAAUUUAUGCAUAUUUUAUGUAUGGAGAGGAAGCAUAUGAUAGCCUGCCUUCCUGCCUGUGCACUUGUUAAUUUAUCUCUUUAAGUGAUCUGUUAAGAGCAGUUCUCGGGGUGUCUUCCACCUCACAAGUGGUAAUGAUGAAUUCCAAUCAAGAUUCACUAGUGUUUACAACUGAGCCACACUUGGUGUUCAGUGUCAAAAAACUGUGAUAGCAAUACAGUUCCAACUUCCAGAGGAAAUGACACUUUGUAGGCCUAUAUCAGAUGCACCGAUUCUUGUUAGGUCUAAAUUGUUGAAUUGUUUACAAGUGGUCUUAAUCCAAUUUGUGAUCCAUGAUUUAUUUAUUGACGUUAGUGAGAUUUUUGUAGUUCAUUACUUGUAAGAGAAGUGUACAUUGUGAUGAUCAGUAGUACCACCCAUUUAGUUGGGUUUUCUUGUACUACUUAUUUUAUACACCUUCAUGACAACAUAUCAAAGGGGAUCACACAAUAUUUUUACUGCCAAGGUAAAGAAAGAGAUCAUUAGAGUUUUCUCUGAGUAAUAUGAGAUUAUGUAUGAAUGAAAACACAUUAAAAAUGCUAUUGUAUUUAUGAUAGGGCUGUAGUUAGAUAAGUGCAUGCCCCCGCAACCCGGGCCCAAAUCCCCUACUCUCAUACACUCCGUGUCAACAAGAAGUUGGAAAAAUCUCAUUGCAACUCUCAUUAAUACAUCCAUGUACAGCACUUCUCUAUAUGCAAGAUGCAUUAAUACUUACAUAUAAAGUACCUACUUCAAUAUAUACAAAUGCAAUAAUUACAUGAUAGUUUUUAAAUACUGUACUGUAUACAAAAUUAAUACAUACACACACUGUACAUCAAUAUAUAAAUCAAUAUAUAAAUGUAUUAAUACAUGCAUAUACAAUAAUAUACAUAUAUUUUUCACAUUAAUACACACAUUUCCAAUAUUUUGGUAUACAAAAAUUUCAGUCAAGAUACAUAUUGAAAACUGCCAUAAGUAACAUUUGUCGAGUGCUGGCCAAAGUCGGGCCUUAACCUCAAGCCAGGACAUUGAUGCCUACGUGAACGUGAAUCUCAAUUUGAUCCUUGCUGUCUGGUGCCUCAUAUCAGUGUAUCAGUCACAGUAAUUUAGCAUUUAAAGAAUUGGUUUGUGAAAGUGUGUUGCGUUGCCAAGUUGUUGAAUGAAUCAUUCUUGUUAAGAGUGUCUUGCUAUUUGAUGCAGUUUUAAGAGACUCAAGUGUGCUGUGUGAAAGUUCAUGCCACCCAUUAUUGUAGAUAAUGUUCACCACAUCAUCAUGUUAGGUGUGCACUGGAGCUGCAGAAGGUGUACUUUAUAAAGUUUGGAUGUUUCAAUAACAUUAUAUACUGUACUUCACAAACUGGUAAUACUCAAAACUGUUUAUUUUACCCAUGAAAAAAAAUAGUAGGUACAUUCCAAGUUUUAUUUUAUUAAGUAGUACAAUUGAUAAAGAAUAUAAUUAUUUAAGGCAGCUUAAUUUAAUUUUUUUUUUGGCUUUUUUAGAACCAGAUAUUUUUUAUUAUCAGUCAUAAAUAAUAUCUUUUAGAAAUUGUUAAAAGUAUAAUUAAAACCGAGUUAGGUAACUGGGGUGUGCUUUACCAUGAGCAAUAGGUAGGUUUACAUCAUUGGAAAUCCAAUUAAAUUAUACUGUAUGGCCUAAAUACAUAAAUGUUAUUUACUCUUGUGCCAA
This is a messenger RNA of Procambarus clarkii (red swamp crayfish), 5503 nucleotides long. It is a transcript of the gene Smurf, whose product is annotated as SMAD specific E3 ubiquitin protein ligase. NCBI's taxonomy places the organism in Eukaryota, Metazoa, Arthropoda, Malacostraca, Decapoda, Cambaridae. Gene Ontology annotation, cellular component: cytoplasm. Gene Ontology annotation, biological process: proteasome-mediated ubiquitin-dependent protein catabolic process; negative regulation of BMP signaling pathway; protein polyubiquitination. The record is from RefSeq and is a predicted model, not a curated record. Gene Ontology annotation, molecular function: ubiquitin protein ligase activity; protein binding.